Molecule: messenger RNA, 4911 nt
Organism: Pygocentrus nattereri (red-bellied piranha)
Lineage: Eukaryota; Metazoa; Chordata; Actinopteri; Characiformes; Serrasalmidae
Product: rho GTPase-activating protein 7
Exons: 14
Coding region: 344-3442 (1032 amino acids)
Biological process (GO): actin cytoskeleton organization; regulation of Rho protein signal transduction; signal transduction
Molecular function (GO): lipid binding; protein binding; GTPase activator activity
Source: RefSeq, a predicted model, not a curated record
AGAUAAAACUUGGCAGUUGCUCAGCAAGUGCCUCAAAUAUUUCUUGGCACUUUGAACACAAAUCUGACUCCUGUCUUUGUCUGGCACACUGUGGAACCCACCCUCUCAGAGUUGAAAGCAUUUGGUAUGGUCCGGUCAGAGCAAAGGGGAAUGCCUUUCAACUGAAUUCAUUAUGGUGACCAGUAUGAGCAAGAGAACACCCCAGCUCUGUACAUAGGAACAUUUACAUUAUUUUAGUAGUCAUUUUUGUUCUUUUUGUAAUGUUUGUAACCAUUUAUCACACUUUUGUAACCGGCAAUAUAUUUGUGCUUGAAGUCCAGACAAAAGAACCAACUCUACAACAAUGUUGAUUACAAAGAUUGAAGCCAAGGAGGCUUGUCAUUGGCUCCGUGCAGCCGGCUUCCCCCAGUAUGCACAGCUUUUCAAAGAUUGCCAUUUCCCAAUUGAUUUAAAUUGGGUAAAGAGUGAUCAUGAAUUCUUGGAUAAUGAUGCUAUAGAGUCACUCUGCAGGAGAUUAGGCACCUUAAACAAAUGUGUGGAGAUGAAGCUGGAGUUGAGCAGAUUCAAAAGACGAGGAGAGGAAGAUGAGGAAGAGGAGCCCUGUGCCAUCAGCCCCAAGUGGUCCUAUGACCGUAAGAGUAAGCGCUGGAUUCGUACAGAUGGCAUGGAUUUCCUGCCAUCAGUGGACAGCCCUGUCCCAAGCCUCAGGAGGUCAGAGAGUUGCGAAGCUUCUCUGUCAGACAGCGGCGAACACCAUGAGAUCCUCUCCACGCACAGCUCUAGCAGUGCUGACAGCGACGGGGGAAGUGCCACCCACAAGACUGCAGAAGACCACGAGACAAGCCGAAGUUCCUCUAGAUGUUCCUCCACCUACAAGCCCUUGUCCCCUGACAGCUCCUGCAGUGGGCCUCCAUCCCCAGGAGAGCCUCACAGUUUCAGUAGCGAAGAACGCUUCCCCGAAAAACCUCCUGUGAAGAAGGGUCAGAGCCUGCUAAGGAAGAUGGAGAAGCUCCGGCUCCGAGGGUCAACCAUGCGGUCUCAUGGCCAAGGUGGGAAAGCCCGGCUAGUCAUCAGCAGCCCUGUACUGCAAGAGGGUCAAAGUGAGGACAAGCUGGAGCAGUUUCACUGCUUCGACAUUUCACAGUUCCAGGAUAAGGUUGGUAGUGCAGCGUCUUGUUCACCGCCUUCUGACUCCAGCAGCAGCCCCUCUGAGAACAGCAGCACUGUCAGCACCCCCAGCCCAGUCACCAAGAUCCGCAGUAACCGCAAGAGGCUUGACGCACAGAACAGGGCAACAGACGAUGGCCACAUUAGUGAGCAGGAGCUCCACAACCAACGCAAUAUGGGUGCCAACCCAGUCUUCGAGAUCCCACAUGAUCACAAGCCAGGCACGUUCCCAAUGGAUUUAAGCCACAAUACCAUCAUCUCACCCAUCGACAACACCUCCGUCAACUGGAGGACUGGGAGCUUCCAUGGGUACCGUGGCCGAAGAUGUCGAAGUAGUGGUUCCAAAGACCAGGAAUCACCCUGCAGUCCCCUGGCGACUUAUGAUCAACGUGUCAGCAUUUACGACAAUGUUCCAGAUCAUCUGCAAAUUACAGAUGACGAUGUGUUUUCUGCCUUGGAUAGUGUAAUGGAACGCAUCAGUGGACUGCAGCAGUUGGUGACUUCAUGGACAGAAAAACUAUCUGAAGAUGGAGACUCAGACUUCUCUCACUGCAGCUCUCCUUCACCCUCCUCACUGACUGACAUCCACCUCGAGAUCAAAGAGCCGGGUGAAGCAGAUCAGACAGAGCAAAGCUCUGACAGGAGCUCAGAGGCACUGACACAGACCAUUGAGCCCACAGACCACCCUUCUUGCGCUCAGAAGCUUCACUGGUCCAGUGAACAGACCUUCUUAACGAGCAACUCCAGCCCAGGCAUCGAGGCCCAGCCUGCCCCACAUGUUUCAAUGCUGCGGAGACUGAGUCUGCUCAGGCUCACUGCUCUGAUGGACAAACACUCACCCUUCAGCAAGCAAGGCUGGAACUGGACAGUACCCAAAGUCUACAGAAAGAUAAAAGCAUCAGAUCACAAAAGCAGGAAGGUUUUUGGGGUGCCAUUGCUCCAGAGUGUUCAGCAGUCAGCAAAGCCUCUGCCCCCAAGCAUCCUCAGAGCUAUGGAGUACCUGAAGACCGAAUGCCUGGAUCAGGUUGGCCUGUUCCGGAAGCCUGGGGUCAAAUCUCGAAUUCAGUACCUGAGGGACAUGGUGGAGGCGGACCCUGACAGAGUUUCCUUUGAGGGACAGUCAGCUUUUGAUGUGGCUGACAUGCUGAAGCAAUAUUUCAGAGACCUACCUGAGCCUGUCUUUUCCAGCAAGCUGUGUGAGAGCUUCCUGCACAUCUACCAGUACUUCCCAAAGGAUCAACAGUUUGCAGCAGCCCAGGCUGCCAUCUUCCUUCUGCCUGAUGAGAAUCGAGAGGCACUUCAGAGCCUCCUGUUCUUCCUCCGAGAAGUGGUGGCCUGCGUGGAGGAAAACCAGAUGACCCCCACCAAUAUUGCCGUGUGCUUGGCGCCCUCUCUAUUCCACCUCAACGUCCUUAAGAGAGAGAGCACCAACAGCAGGUCAAGCCACAGGAAAUACAGCUUGGGAAGGCCGGACCAGAGGGACCUGAGUGAGAACCUGGCUGCCACCCAGGGGCUGGCGCAUAUGGUAGCUGAGUGCACACACCUUUUCCAGAUGCCACAAUACUGGGAAGACCAGAAUCCUAACAGCCUUUAUGAAGAUGCCCUCAACAUGGACGGAAGCUUCAGCUCUCCUUCGCAUAGCGGUGAGGCUGAUCUGGCAGACCGAUCCAGGCUGGACCUUACUGUACAUCAGCUCCUGAGGGAGACUAGAGAGAAGCCCAAAGGCUGGGUAACCUGCUCUACCUCAGAUCAUGUGGAUGUGGCAUUUAAAAAGAUGGAAGACGGCUACCCCUUGCUGUUGUGGAGGGGGGCAGUUGAAGUGGAAGCCCCGCAGCAAGAAGUCCUUCACUGCAUCCUGAGGGAACAUGGGCAGUGGCAGAGUGACCUCCAGCAUAGUGAGGUGGUGGAGACCUUGGACAAGGACGCAGAGGUCUACCAGUAUACCCUGCAGGCUGCCGGAGCCAGGCCACCACUGCAGCAUGUGCUGCUGAGGACCUGGCACUCGGAUCCUUCAACAGGGCCUCUGUUUGUGGCAUCCACUUCAGUAGAGCGUCCUGACGUCCCAGCCAGAGGGGCAAUGGCCCAAGUGCUCUGCUGCGUGUUUCUUGUGGAGCCAAUGGGGGCGAAAAGGUCACGACUCACGCACUUCUGCCGAACAGACACCAGAGGACGAUCUCCAGAAUGGCACAAUAAAGUUGGUGGACACCUGCUUUCCUCCACCCUGGUGGCAAUUAGGGACUCCUUUCGACCAAAGACGAAAGAUUCCAGGGUUUGAACGGACCUGAUUUUUGCAACCCGGGACAGUUUUGCGACCUACUUUUUCAGGUCAUUCACAAAAGCAAAUGGAAAAUAAAGGACAAAAAAAAUAAAAUGUCGAUGUGCAAGAGAUAAGAGCCGCACAGCUGGAGGAAGAUGGAAUGGAAUCUCGGAAUGGUUGUUCCAACGCCAGCACUGGGGGGAAGAGUUACAGAAGCAUUUCAAUGCAGCCUGCAGACUAGGAACAACAACAGUAUGAUGAGAUGAUCCAAGAGAGCCGCUUCGCUUGCUUUUAUUAAGACUGACAAGGGAAAGUGUCAGAGUAAUGAAACGUCUCAUCCCAUUUGAAGGGCCGUUCCAUGGGCUAAUGCAUUGCAAAGGUUGUGUUCAGCACUCUUGCCUCGCUGUUUUUAAAGUGUUAAAAGGACUGCAAAUGUGAAAAUCUACUUCUGUGAGGAGUCCCUACAUCAUUGUUCUACAUGGAGACGCUACCAAUGCGUCACUUCAAAGCAUGACAGACACGCCAAUUCGGGGCAGACGCCUCGCUGUAGGGAAAUUCUUUUGUACUUUAGUGACUGUGACACUGAUUCAUGAAGGCAUGUUGUUGUGUUGGAAACUGUAACAUUCACAUAUUUAUUCCAGAGUGGUUGAAAGUGUGUCUGAUCAAGCUAAGCACCUCCAUCUGCGGGUGUAUGUGACCUGGCAUAUUACAAUGCUCUUCGACGUUGUUGACUUAAACGCCUGUAGGGACUUCAAAUACUACAAAUCGCUCUCCAUGUCAGAAGUUUGUCUUUGUACAUAUUUAAAAGUGUGUGUGAUUCAUUGUAUUUCAAUUUCAAAAUCUUUUAUGGUGAUGUAAUAUAAUUGAAUGUUUUAAUGACUAAUAGAAGAGAUUAUUUAAACAUAUAUAAACAAAUCAAACUACCUUAACUACUGAAGAGCUAUUUUACCUAAUCAAGCCCACUAUAUGGGACCUGUUACACCUGUUAAGCUAAUCGACUCUUCUGAUCAGCACUGUCCAAUGUAUUUGUCUUUGUCCUGAAUUACAAAGAAAAGCUUGCAUACUUGUAUCCAGUCUGUUUUUGAAAAGAAGAUUCUUAGCAUAUUCAAACGAAGAAUUAUCAACAUUGUCUCUAAUGUUGAAAACAGGACUUCUGUGCAUGAAAACCAGAAUAUUUGGAUAUGUAAGAAAUCUUUUCACAUUUAAGGUUUGCAGUUGACAAAAUAGCAAGGCCACAGCCCCUCCUCUUUGCACAUUUCAAACGAGCAGAUGCACUUGAUUUGACUCAUGACUUUGACAUGACUGCUUCAAGGUUAAAGCUAUUGUGUUUGUUUUGACUGGACCACAAGCACCUACAGCCUUUCCACUUAAGUUCUUUCCAUUAACUCAAUGUUAUGUCUUUGGGCCAUGUAGAGUCAAGGUCAGUCAGUCAUCUCUUUGUGUUAUCCUUUAUAAACUAAACUAAAUAAACUCAGAAUGUUAUUGCA